CACAAAUUCAGACAUAAGUGCAGCCACUGAUCUCUGUCUGAAUUUAUUAUCUCUAUUCAUAACCAUGCGCAGCUGUCAAACAGCAGAAGACUUUUGAAUAUUGUUUGGGGACGUUUAUACUGUUUUACUGCUCAUCAAAGGUAUUUCUACAAAAUAUUAAACCAAGCAUCAUUUAUUUACUAUUGAGAAAGAUGGGAGUGAAACAUUUGUGGACGAUUUUAACUCCAUUCUGUGAAAGAAAGCCACUCUUUGAAUUACAAGGUAAAACUUUAGCCAUUGACUUGAGCUGCUGGAUCGUCGAUACUCAAACUGCAACCGAAUAUGUUAUACAGCCAAAAAUCUACCUCCGGAAUCUGUAUUUUCGAACUAUGAAUCUACUUCUACAAGAUAUUCGCCCAGUUUUUGUAUUAGAAGGUAAAGCUCCAGAACUAAAACAGAAGACAAUAGAGAGGCGCAAUGACAUCCAGCAGUUGAAGAGAACUGGGACGAUCGCUGUUAGAAAAGUUGCUGCUAAAAGCAGUAGAAGUAGAUUUAAUCAUGUACUUAAAGAAUGUGAAGAAAUGCUUAGCUACAUGGGGAUCAAAUGUGUUCGAAGCUAUGGAGAAGCAGAAGCAAUGUGUGCCUACCUAAAUGCAGACGGGAUUGUUGAUGGCUGCGUAAGUCAAGAUAAUGAUUGUUUUCUGUAUGGGGGAAAGACCGUGUACAGAAACUUCAAUCUCAGUGGAACUGGAUCGUCUGCUGGAAGUAUCGAUGUCUACAGCAUGGAAAAGACUGAAGAGAUGUUAAAUUUAGAUAGGGAUAAAAUGAUAGCUUUGGCAUUGUUGUGCGGAUGUGAUUAUGACGAUGGAUUAAAUGGGGUGGGUAAAGAAGCGGCUUUAAAGUUGUUUGAGUAUAUCGGUGAUGAAAAUAUAUUGGAUAGACUGAGAAGCUGGAAAAUGGACGGAAAAUUUGAUAAAAUGGAAGCUGCAUUAGCCAAUACAAAAUUAUGCACAUCUUGUGGUCACGAUGGUAAUGUCAGAGUUCACACAAAAACUGGAUGCUCCACUUGCUGUACGGUGACGGGUUGUAGCAGUGAUUACAAAGAACAAAAAAAGCUGAUUCAGAAUGAAAUCGCUAUGCGAAAAAAAGCUAUCCUAAUCGAUUCAUUUCCCAAUGAAGAAAUAAUAAACGAGUACCUCGUUAGAAAAGGUCCUGUUCCAUCGAGCUUGGAUCUCAAGUGGCAGCAGCCAAAACUAAAUAAAUUCAUAUUUUUUAUGGAAAAGAAAGUUUGCUGGGAACCGGAUUAUUCGUUUGAGAAAUUUCUUCCACUGAUGACUCGUUGGCAGUUACUCCAUCUACCAGAGAUUGCCCUCAGAGAGAAUAUCAGUUUUUUGAAAUAUUCUAACGAUUUGCCAUUGACGACGCUGCUGUUUCCUGAACGAAUAAAGAAAGUAAGAAAUGUAAAGUCCGUUGCGAGUUAUGAAAUCGUCUGGACUGACACAGAAAAUUUCUUGAAUGGAUUGGUAACACUGUCAGCUUCAAAAUCCAGUGAAGAUGAAGAAAAAACAGAGAAACUUGAUUCUGAAAACCAAGAGCUUUCGGGAAUGCUCAAUACUAUCGAGCCACAGAAUUUAGUUGUCAAAUGUUACCCAGAAAUAGUCCAAUUAUUUGAAGAAGAGAAAUUGAGCAAGAAGAAAGGUAAAAGUGUAAAAUCUAGGGCAAAGAAGAAGAAUGUUGAAAUGCCUGACAAUGCUGAACAGUCUAAAGAAAAUAACCAGGCGGUCAAAAGACCUGCAGCAAAGCGAGGUAAAAAGAAACUUGUCGACGUCACCAAUAAUAGAAAAAUAGACGAAUAUGUUAUAAAAAAAAAUCCGAGUUUAGAAGAUUCAUUUAGCAAGUUAGAAAUUACUCCCAAACGUGCAAAAUGUGGGCCGCAAAUUGAAAGGAUCAAAAACGCUGAGAGGAUGACAAAAAUGAAUAACACUUUGGACAGAAUGCUGGACAGUUUGACUGCUGAUGACUUUGCCAGUGACGAGGAAUGGGAAUCGGACAUGUCCGGAAUUAUUGAUAAAAUUUGCAAUACCAGAGUUCCAACCGAAAUUCCUUCAGUUGACCUUGAUCUGAAUGAAUGUAAAAUGAUGAAAGAAUCAAGUGAACAGAUCCUAAGAAAUGAUAUUGAUUUAAGUAUCGGAAACAUGGGUGUACUUGAUGUGACGAAAGAGGAUACUGACAAAGUCCCACAAGAAAAUACUGAAAUCGAUGAAUUCGCUGACAUUGACCACUAUGUGCCCUUGUCUCAUCGUCUAGACUUAGAUAUUAUGAAACUGCAGGCAUUGUGAAAUUAAGCCAUUUAACUUCUUAAAUUAUUGCAUAGCAUUGUAACUUAGGUGUAAAUAAAUGAUACUGAAUUUCAAAUGCG
Molecule: messenger RNA, 2398 nt
Organism: Athalia rosae (coleseed sawfly)
Lineage: Eukaryota; Metazoa; Arthropoda; Insecta; Hymenoptera; Athaliidae
Gene: Gen
Product: flap endonuclease GEN
Exons: 7
Coding region: 192-2318 (708 amino acids)
Molecular function (GO): four-way junction DNA binding; 5'-flap endonuclease activity
Source: RefSeq, a predicted model, not a curated record